This is a messenger RNA of Haemorhous mexicanus (house finch), 4170 nucleotides long. RefSeq lists its product as uncharacterized. The transcript has 20 exons. Lineage: Eukaryota; Metazoa; Chordata; Aves; Passeriformes; Fringillidae. The record is from RefSeq and is a predicted model, not a curated record. The coding region runs from base 16 to 1977 and encodes 653 amino acids. Gene Ontology annotation, molecular function: catalytic activity.
UGGAAGAAGCGGGACAUGGCGGGACGUCAGUCACUCCCGACGCCGCUCCGUUCCCGCCGCCUGAGGCCGGCUACGGGCGGGGUCAGCCCCAGCACCGCCCCGGCAGCGGGAGGGGAGGGCUCGCUAGGAGGGAGCACCGCGAUGGCGCCGCUGCUGCUGCUGCUCCUGCCGCUGCUGUCCGCGGCCGCCGCCGCCUACCUAUGCUGCGGGCGGCGGCACACGGGCAGCGCGGCGGCCGUGCUGCACCGCCGGGGGCCGCGCCAGGCCGGGCCGCCGGGCCCGCCCCGGGACACCUGGGCUCCGAGGCUGUGCGGCGCCGGGCUGCGCCUCUUCGUCCAUGUGGCUAACACGGCUUUUGGGCAGAUCUGCUUACUGCCGUUCUUAAUGAGAAUGAACAACUUCUUGCUUAUGCGUUCCCUUGACAUUCAUGAAGAUCCCACGUUUAUCCCAGAGGUUGCUGCAGGGGUUACAGAAGACAAGUCUGAAGCUGAAAGCCCUUCAGAUGUUAUCAAGCAGCUGACAGAUGCAAGGUCUGAUUCUGCUAGGAGCGGGUUUAGCUUCAAAGGGAUCAAGGACUACCUGGAAUGCUACCGGAGUGGGAAGCUGACACCAACCCAGGUAGCCAAGAACAUCAUUGCCAUGUUGGAGGACUGUGACAAAUCCACGCCACCGCUCAGAGCCAUAGUACAAUGGGACCAGGAGCAAAUAAUGCUGAUGGCGGAGGCCUCCACCACUCGUUACAGGAAUAAGUGUACCCUGUCUUGUCUGGAUGGCAUCCCAGUGUGCCUGAAAGAAGAGUUCAAAGUGGUACCUUACCAUCACCGAGUGGGAACAGUGUAUCUUGGGACACAGCCAGAAACAGAAGAUGCUACUGUGGCCAAGAAGCUGCGAGAGGCUGGGGCUAUCAUUAUUGGGGUCUCAAACAUGCAUGAACUAGGGACUGGAACAACUGGAUGUAACCCUAAUAGGUACCACAAGAUCCCUAGGAAUCCCUACAAUCCUAACCACUUCACAGGUGGGAGCUCCAGUGGGUCAGCAGCAGCUGUAGCAGCAGGUCUCUGCCCCGUGGCUAUUGGCACAGAUGGAGGAGGCUCUGUGAGGAUUCCUGCUUCGUUCUGUGGUGUGGUGGGGCUGAAAGGUACAUUUGGGCGCAUCAGUUGUCACGGCAGCUUGCCACUCUCCUACUCCACAGUCAGUGUAGGCCCUAUCUGUACAUCAGUGGCCGAUGCAGCCAUUGUUUACAGUAUCCUUGCUGAGCCAGAUCUGCUCUAUCCAUAUGGACUAAAACAGCCCAGAGCAACCCUAUCUGAUAUGUGUGCCCCUGACCUGAAAGGCUUAAAACUGGGAGUGGACUGGACAUUUUUCAAGGCAUGUGAUGCUGAAGUCCUGUCUGCCUGUGAGAAAGCGGUGAAGCACCUGCAGAGUUUGGGAGCCAGUGUGGUUGAAGUCUCUCUUCCAGAGAUGGAGGAAGCCCGAGUGGCACAUGUGAUCUGCAUUCUCAGUGAGAUGAGGGACUUCCUGCAACCCGACUUCAAUAAACAUUUCCAUGAAAUGAAUUUGGAAACUCGGGCUAGUCUGGCCUUGGCUUGCCAGUUCACAGCUCUGGAUUAUAUUAAGGCAAAUCGACAGAGAACUCGGAGUAUGAGAUUUUUGCAAGAGAUCUUCAGCACUGUGAACUGUAUCCUUACACCAGGUGUUCCUUGCACUGCUCCAAGAAUUUAUGAAUCUGACCUCUUGACUGGGAGCAGCGAUAUGUCCCUCACAGUCCGGUCCAUGAGGUUCAUGCAGCUUGGUAACUUCACUGGGAUUCCAGGUCUUGUGGUCCCCAUUGGAUAUUCUACUGCUGGGCUUCCGAUUAGCCUCCAGGUCAUGGCAAAAUGGUGGGAUGAAGCUGUUCUUCUGAGGAUCGGCCUAAAGCUAGAGCAGUUCCGUGACCAGACCAAAAAACCAUCCAUUUAUUAUGACAUCCUCGCAUGAUGGAGCAACCAAGAUGGGGAACAAGACUGUUGUUUUCCUAGUCUGACCAAGUAUUAGAGUGAACUUGUUUUCAGUGAUCAUCAGAAUAAGGCAUAAUAGCAGGCCCAUCUGAGGAAUGGGGACAAACCACUGACCUAAUCAGGCACUGAGGCUGAGCAGACAUAAUUUCUGCUCCCUCCUUGGUGGAUGGUCCAGACUAUACUAGGGAGACUGUGCUAGCUAGUUCGGUUUUUGCCAACAGGGGAAGCUGCAACUAUCUUCUACAAUUUCUUCCCAUGUAGGGGUCCUGUGUAUGGGUGGAAGGCAGUUGCAUCUGCAGGACUGCAUGUAGGCAGUUCAUAAUACUGGGCAAGGUACAUUCUUAACCUUGUCAUGGAACUUCUCCUCCUCCAGGACAGAACAAAGGUACUGUUUCUGAAGGGGAAAGGCAGCAAACAAUGCCUCGCACCCUUGGAAUGAGGAGGAUCUUGACCCACCUGCACUUAGGCAGUGUUUGUUUUGGCUCUGUUCUCAGGCACUGGGAGCAAACCAUAAAGCCUGUAGCUAAGGAGGUGCUGCCAACAGCGCAAGGUCAGCCCAAUGGCUGCAGAGUGACUGGGUGGGCUCUCUGCUCCAGAGUCCUGCCUCCCUUCCAGCCUGGCAUGCAAGGGGAGGAAAAGCCACACCAUGAACCCUCCUUGACUCCACCCCAAAGCCCUGGUGCAGUGUUUUGGCUUUCUUUUCACAUCUCCAUUUCCUAAGCUAAGCCUUGAAGACCCUCUUUUCUCCUGCUGGUUGCUUAUAUAUAAGCCUACUAUCAAAUGGAAGAAACCACUGGAUAAUGCUAUGAAAUACUGUUGAAGGGGGGCUGAGCCAGCUAUUAGAAACAGGUGGAAUUUGUAGGAAAUGCUACUGAGCUACUGCAAAAUUGAAGCUGGAUGCAAGAAGGGUGUUGCACAAAGAGCAAAAGAGCAUAUACAGCAAAGAGCCUGCUCUAGAUAAGAAGCCAACCUUCUCUUAUCUUUAAAUUACUUCCUAAAGUAAUCAAGGUAGACAUGGAUUACUACAUACAGCAUGACAUGGCUGUAAGCCACCAUGUUGUUUUAUUGAAAGGCUCCAGACUGUAAAUUCCAUAGUACCUUUGUCCUGCCAGCAACAUUAGGGCCAUGUGAAAGGAAAGGCUUAGGAAUAACUAAACCUAAGCAUUUGUGCUCAUUUUGGGUGAAUGCUCAGAGGCAUCUCCUGUUGUCUACCUUGUAAGGCAUCCUGGAAUUGUGAUCAGGCUGCUGGAGCAGCUGUCCUACAGACAGCAGAAAUCACUGUAUUGUUAUGUAGCUAGGAAUGAAAGAAGAAAUAGAAAGUAGUUGCAGUUUCUCCCAAACUCAGUACUAUUUUGGGAUUUCUUUUUCCCAUACCUACAUACUCCUUAACCAGAGCUAGCACUUUACUAAUGGCUGAAGAUGUCAGAUGGCAUCUGAAUCCAAGAACAUUGCAUUGCUGUCCCCUGCUCAAUUACCUGAGUUAAAACAUCAGCUCCUACCAUCAUCUGUCACCAGCAUGCCCAGUUAAUUGCAUGGUUGAUAAUGCUUUUUAUCUUGAAUGGGAUACUGCCACAACUGUUUUUUCACUGGAGUCUAGUAUAGCUCAGCAUUAGGAAGAACGGUCUCAAAGCAAGGUAUUUCCUAUAUUAUUAAUAAGUUAUAAACACUACCAACAUAAAUGACAAUGAAACUGCUGAAAUGUACUGCUUAGAAAUAAGGGAGUUGGUAAGAAUUUCACAGGAAUAAAUUUCAGCUGGAACGUUACUGCUUGAAGGAAAUAACUGAAUAUUUCUUAAUUCAAAGGUAUUACUCAAGCAAUUAAGAGAUGAGUAUCUAAAAUAUUCAGUUACAAUCCUGCUAGAUAAAGCUAUUUAUUUCAAAUCCUUUCCUAAAUGCCACACUACCCUAAAAUUCUAAUUUCAAUAUUUAGUUCAUUCUGUGGGCAUAGUGAGGGAGCUCAGGUUGCUAGCAGGAGAGGCUAAAGUAAACAGUUAUUUUAAAAAAAUACCUGCAUCCUCCUAACAGUGGGAAUAAGAAAGAACUGAGUUUUUACUGGCUGACAGUAACACUGCUUCCUCCCUUUGCCUAAACAUAUCUCAUCAAUGCACAUUUCCACUGCAAGAAUUUCCUAGUACUGAGGUCACUAAAAUAAACUUUGCUCAUCCUGGUGAAA